UAUGAGAUAAGUUUUCGAGUAUUCCUCUUAUAAACAAUCCUCCCUGAAAAAUUUCAGAAAUUUUCGAUAAAUGUACGUUUAAUACAUUUAUCGCAACAUUAAUACGUUUUAAAAAGUCACAUAUCACAAGUUUUAUAAACUAUUUAAAAUUUAAUAACAUGUAUUGCACAUAAUUUUAUCUGAAAAUUCACAAUAUUUGCUUUUAGUCAUAUGAAACUCAGUUUUCUAAUACAGUACAAUCAGAACUCAAUUUAGAGCUUCCAAUUCUUGUCUAAAGCGGCUGGCUCUAGUUUGCAAGACUUCAAAUAACGCGAGAGUUUUAUGUAUUAAUAGGAUAUACACAAAAAUUUGUGCUUGACUGUACAAAAUUAACGUCAUUAAGGUGUAAUUUGAAAAAAAUUAUAGACAUGAAUUUCAACUGUUUUUUUUUUCCUUAAUCUGGAGUACGGAGACAGAUAAACGAAAGUGGGAUAUUGAAAUGUUAUGGAAGUAAACCACGAUUAACCUUAUACGAACUUCCAGUCUACUCCAGAAAUCACGUGAAUUCAGUUCAAAAUUUUUCCGUGAGAGGAGUUAGAUAAAAGGCAUGACUCUAAGGGGAAAACUAUGGUGUACAGAGGCAAGACACCACUAAAAUCGAGAGCCUCGUGACGAUGUCACAAUAAAUAAUAAAUCGCUCGUAUUCUAAUUACAAUUGCAAUGAAAAUAACUUAAUCGCAAAUUCUUUCUUAAUUAUAAAUUAAUUUAUAUAAUUAACUAGUUAUAUUUAUUAAUUGAGCAUGUAAACGUUGUUAUGAUAUUUGUUAUUAUAUAUUCAAAACGCAAAAAUGUCGACAUUUCCAAUUUAAUUAACAACAAAAAAGUAUCUGGACAUUUUUGGGUGCUGUUUUUGUCAAUACAAAGCGAAUUCAUAAUUUUGCAGAAAGUGGAGAAUUUCGGUUGAAAAGUAGAAUAGUUCAAUGAAAAAGGAACUAGAUUACGUCUUUCAUAUCCCCUACAUGGCACCACGUUACCUAGCUCUUCCACUGUCUCUGCUGUAGCUACAUGCCCGGACUCUACCGAUUUAAACCAAUUGUCGUUUCGUUUCGUUUCGUCCACGUCAGCCAUUACGCUCAACUCCAUUUUCUGAUCCCAUCGCACAGUUUUAACUUUUAUGUAACUAUUACAAAUAUAUGUUUUUUAAUCGUGUCAAGCAACUCAUUGACGUAAUGUUUGAGACAAAGUUCUUUCAUUCCAGACAAGACAAAAUCUCAAAUGCAGAUAAUUUUAACGAAAGACUUUAAUUUAUCCAACACCUUUCCCGAUUAAAUUCCAUCUGAUUUUAUUUUAUUAUUAUUAUUAUUAUUUACUUAUUUUUUAGUUUUGUUUAAUUUUACUUUAUCUACUUUCCGUCACUUUUCUUCUUUUCUCAGCAACAAAUCAUUUUCAUUUGUGACAUAUUACUGCUCAAACUACUCGCCCAGGCUAACUACUUCGAGUACAUUGUCUCGAGUUUUUCGAAGUAGUAAUAUAGUUAUAAUUUUAGGUUAAAUUUGUGUUGUUUUAGUCGUGAAUACAUUUAUAUUUAGGAACUUUUUUAUAUAUUGAAACAACUCCAGUUUAUAACCUUCAAGAUACUUUUUAUUUUCUCAGAACCAUCCAAAGAAGACGUGAUAAAGUUUUCCACACCUCUUGUUCGUAUAAUUUUUUUAUCAUUAAAUAAUUAUUAUUUAACGUUCUUAAUGAAUUCUUAUGUUUUUAGUAUUUUACGAGUGAUUAUCCAAUUUCUCCGAAUGAAGUAAUUCAUAAACAUAUAGCAUUUCCGUUUUCCACCCUCUGUAAGUACAAGAAAUUAAGAUGUGAAUUUACCAAACUGAAUACAACUCACUUGGUUUAUUCUUUGGACCAAGUAAAAAAUGGGGACGCCGACAUCAGCGACCAGCAGCAGUUAGUUAAUGCUGAUAUGAGUCACGUCGUGGAGUUUACUCCAAUUAACACGUUCUUCCCUAUGCAAUUCGUCAUUAAAAACAAGAAUUUAGAACUUUCCUGGAAAUCACUAAUUUCUCCUUUCUCUUUUUGGGUGUGGCUGGCCAUUUUCUUCUGUACUUUGGUGGCUGGAAUACUCAUAUUUAUAAUACUCAGUUACGACAAAUUAACAGAAGACAAGAACAAGGGUUGGAAUAAAAGAAGAUUCGUUUGGUUUCUGUUCGGAACUUUUCUCAAUCAAGGAGCCGAUUUGAAAGUCGCUAGACGCUCACCCUCCAGAGUGGCCUUGGUCUUCUGGAUGCUUCCCGUUUUGAUCAUAUGUUGGGCUUAUGGUGGAACGUUAACUUCAUUUAUGAUUAACAAGGAAAAACAGUCAUUGCCGAAAACGUUCGAAGAAUUAGCAUCAGCUGUCCAAAAAGGAGAAUUUACUUGUACUGCACCUGGUAUCCGGAAUGUGAGGAAUUUGUUUAAAGUAUGUUGCUCUUCGUAAAUGUAUUAAAAAAAUAUAUUUCACAUAAAAAAAUAUUUCAAAUCUCUUUAUAAAUACAGUAAAAUCCGUGAAGUGUACAGAUAGAUAUUUAGGUAGCGUUAUCGAAUUGAGAGU
This is a messenger RNA of Centruroides sculpturatus (bark scorpion), 2569 nucleotides long. Its product is annotated as glutamate receptor ionotropic, delta-1-like. Bases 1943 to 2455 code for a protein of 170 amino acids. Gene Ontology annotation, cellular component: membrane. Lineage: Eukaryota; Metazoa; Arthropoda; Arachnida; Scorpiones; Buthidae. The transcript is spliced from 5 exons. The record is from RefSeq and is a predicted model, not a curated record. Gene Ontology annotation, molecular function: ligand-gated monoatomic ion channel activity.